UAUUCAUAUUCAUCGAUCAAAAAGAAGAAAAAAAAAACUUCAAUUUUUUGAAUUCUAACUAAGCAGUAGAAGAAAAUGACUGAUUCUUCUUCUUCAUCGUCGUCUGUGGCUGAGAUCAAACAAGAUAAGUAUCGGUAUUACAUAUAUGGAGAAGGAGAGAAAGACACUCAAUGGAGAAAUGGUAUUCCUAACUAUGAUGUAGUUAACAAGCUCUUCGAAGAAGGCAGAACUCAGGUAUGGCCUGCUGGUUCCAUUGAAGAAGAGGUGCAAAACCUUGUAAAAACAUGGGAAAUGGAGAUGGUUCACAAAGCACGCCCACAGGAUAUGAAAACCCUUGACCCUGCUAAAUUCACCUUUAGUAAAAAUGGAAGCCAACCCAUAGCUCUAGAUGAAAUCGGCAAAAAAGGAAGCUAUAACUUGUUCUUGCAAACCUCAUUGCCUGAGAAAUAUCGGGUCUAUAACCCAUCGGAGGAAACGAUCACCUCUGCUAAUAAAAUAUUCGCGACAACAUUUCCUCGUGGGUUUGCACUUGAAAUUAUGCAAGUGUAUUCUGGACCACCAGUUAUUGUUUACAAAUUCAGACAUUGGGGAUUCAUGGAGGGUCCUUUUAAAGGCCGUGCUCCUACCGGAGAGAAAGUUGAAUUCUAUGCCAUUGGCAUUUUUACGUUGGAUGAAGAAAAGAAAAUCGUGAAGGUUGAGUUCUUCUUUGAUGGAGGAGAACUACUUAGUGGUCUAAUCAAAGGUGACGAUACAUCGGAUAACUCUGGCACAUCAGCUUGUCCUUUCUUGAAGACCACAGAAUGAAAGUUCAGUGUGGGACUCAACAAUAAUGGUGGAACAUUUCAGUUUGAAGUUCUUAAAAAUAUUUCGCACAGUAAAUUCGCGACAGAUUUGGGGUGUUGCGUCCACAGUUUGAAUAAAAUGAAUUGUAUUUUCUUGUUUCCUUGUAUUAGUAUGAAAUGAAAUAAGAUUAGCUAGCUAUGUAUUGGUUUGUUUUUCUUCUUUUUCUCUUUA
Papaver somniferum (opium poppy) is the source of this 1014-nucleotide messenger RNA. Its product is annotated as pathogen-related protein-like. The record is from RefSeq and is a predicted model, not a curated record. NCBI's taxonomy places the organism in Eukaryota, Viridiplantae, Streptophyta, Magnoliopsida, Ranunculales, Papaveraceae. The coding region runs from base 76 to 804 and encodes 242 amino acids. The transcript is spliced from 4 exons.